Messenger RNA from Saccharomyces mikatae IFO 1815, 822 nucleotides. RefSeq names its product Cbt1p (gene CBT1). The transcript has a single exon. Lineage: Eukaryota; Fungi; Ascomycota; Saccharomycetes; Saccharomycetales; Saccharomycetaceae. Bases 1 to 822 code for a protein of 273 amino acids. The record is from RefSeq and is a predicted model, not a curated record.
AUGGUAAACUACGGAACCCAUAGCAGUGAAAUUUUGAAGGUUCUUAAGACACCCAAGUUCGUGCUGAGAUAUGGCAACGUGACCGGAAGACAACGCUUUGCCUUGAAACGGAAGAUAAAUGAUAAGUUAUGCGAAAACAAGUAUCAGGAAUAUCUGAAUGAGUACAAUACCUUCGUACUUUACGACUGGGAAUACAGUGGAGCUGACAAUUUUAUAGACCCCUCUUACAAUCUUCCCCUUUUAUGGAAGGAGUUCAUAAGGGAGGGCGUGUCCAAAGGUGCAAUAAACAAUAAGCUUCCGACGGUCUUCAUGAAGAGAAAGUUGAGAAAUUCGGUAAUGAGUCGGUGUUUGGGACUUGAUUUCCUCACUGAUCCGAGCGAAUUAACACAUGAAUACCGAUGCAUGUUCCAAACUGUUCAUGACAUCUCAUCUCUGUCGCAAUUAAUCUUAUUCAACAGUAUACCAAACAUUCCAGUAAGGUUGAAAUUGCAUACCAUUGGCAUAAACAUCAAUCUCGGGCCCAAAAAUUCCAUGGAAAGCAGCACUGGUGGCGCUGAUACUGGCAUGAGCGAAGCAGUCUCUUACAUUCAACCGCUAUUGGAGGAAUCCUCGAGAAUGUAUCGCAACUUGAGUUACUGGAAGUUGCUAAAAAUAGCACGAGGUAACAAGAAGGAUGGACUUUUGGAUGAGAACGCACUUAUUAAAUCGCAAGUCAAACUUUUACUGAGCCAAUUGGCGAUGAACCAAAUUACCUCGCCUUCCGUCACCGAACAUGGUGGUCACAGCUGGCUCAUAUUCACAAGAGACAACCACAAACAAUAA